AUGUUUGAUGGUGCAGAUCUAAUUGCAUAUACAGGGCCGAAUCUAGGAUCCGUGACCGUGCUUAUGCUGGUGAUCGCCAUUGUACGUUAUUACAGAGAUCCGGCAGAGGAUGCGCAAUCUCCUUUAAACUGCACACCCAGUAUGAACGGACUCGUACAGAGCUCACAGACAAUAGUCUCCAGUGCUCCUCAUGUUGGUGCGGCUCUUCGUGCUAGGUCAAUCCGGCGCUGCAGCGAGAGGCUUCCCCUUCAGAAUGGCUGCCUGUCGCUUCUCCACAAGGCACCGAUGGCAGCCAGCGAUGGCACACCACCGCGUAGUUCAUUGCGUUUGAUCGCAGCCCGCAGAAGUAUUCUCCGGAGCACAGAAGCAGCUGCCGUGAGCGGUCAAGCCGGUCGCCCAUUUGCGCAGCAUCUCGGACGUUGCUCCUCUAGUCCGAUAGGUUCGCUCAGUACUCUCGCAUUCUCCCAGUGCUUCUGGUAUAGGAACGAUUCGAUGGCUGGCCUUGAUAUCCGCUGCGGACUAUUCACGGCCGACCACAUGCAAAGCGGCCCUGUAUUACCACUCUUUUACCUUCCAGACUUAGCCAGGUGCAACCCGUCGACUCAAACCCAGCUUCAGCAGCCAGUUGUUAGCACACGGACAUGCUUCGUCUCCAUCAGUUCGCACCUGAGGUUCAAGUCCCGUUCAAGGUUCUAUCGUUGA
Molecule: messenger RNA, 702 nt
Organism: Paraphaeosphaeria sporulosa
Lineage: Eukaryota; Fungi; Ascomycota; Dothideomycetes; Pleosporales; Didymosphaeriaceae
Exons: 6
Coding region: 1-702 (233 amino acids)
Source: RefSeq, a predicted model, not a curated record